Messenger RNA from Peromyscus eremicus (cactus mouse), 3355 nucleotides. RefSeq names its product fibroblast growth factor receptor 3 (gene Fgfr3). Gene Ontology annotation, biological process: positive regulation of cell population proliferation; multicellular organism development; positive regulation of MAPK cascade. Gene Ontology annotation, cellular component: membrane; signaling receptor complex. The record is from RefSeq and is a predicted model, not a curated record. Gene Ontology annotation, molecular function: ATP binding; fibroblast growth factor receptor activity; fibroblast growth factor binding. The transcript has 18 exons. Lineage: Eukaryota; Metazoa; Chordata; Mammalia; Rodentia; Cricetidae. The coding region runs from base 262 to 2670 and encodes 802 amino acids.
GCAGCCCCAGUUCAGUGCACUGUGGCGGCGGGGGUGGCGGGAGCAGCUGGCGCCGUGCGGUCCACUUCGGCACUGGGACUCACCGGAGGGCGGACGGCUGCUGGAACAGAAGAGAUCCUGGGAGGGCGGGCUGAGAGCCGAGGCCGGGGCUGCGCGUGACUCCGGAGCGGCGCCCUCCCACCGGCGCCGGAGCCGGGCGUGGAGGGGGGUGCAGCAUGCCCGCGCGCGCGGCUUGAGGACACCGCGGCCCCCUCUCCAGCCAUGGUAGUCUCGGCCUGCGUGCUAGCGUUCUGCUUUGCGGUCGUGGCCGGAGCUACCUCUGAGCCACCUGGCCCAGAGCAGCGAGUUGUGCGGAGAAUAGCAGAGGUUCCAGGGCCUGAGCCUAGCCAGCAGGAGCAGGUGGCCUUUGGCAGUGGGGACACCGUGGAGCUAAGCUGCCAUCCCCCUGGAGGUGCCCCCAUAGGUCCCACUGUCUGGGCUAAGGAUGGCACAGGACUGGUGGCCUCCCACCGCAUUCUAGUGGGUCCCCAGAGGCUCCAGGUACUGAAUGCCUCCCAUGAGGAUGCGGGCGUCUACAGCUGCCAGCAGCGGCUCACUCAGCGUGUGCUGUGCCACUUCAGUGUGCGUGUGACAGAUGCUCCAUCCUCGGGAGAUGACGAAGAUGGGGAGGACGUGGCUGAAGACACAGGGGCCCCUUAUUGGACUCGACCAGAGCGUAUGGAUAAGAAACUGCUGGCUGUGCCAGCUGCAAACACUGUCCGCUUCCGCUGCCCAGCUGCUGGCAACCCUACCCCCUCCAUCUCCUGGCUGAAAAAUGGCAAAGAGUUCCGAGGGGAGCACCGCAUAGGGGGCAUCAAGCUUCGGCACCAGCAGUGGAGCCUGGUCAUGGAGAGUGUGGUGCCCUCGGAUCGUGGCAACUAUACCUGCGUGGUAGAGAACAAGUUUGGCAGCAUCCGGCAGACCUAUACCUUGGAUGUGCUGGAGCGUUCCCCGCACCGGCCCAUCUUGCAGGCUGGGCUGCCAGCCAACCAGACAGCCGUUCUGGGCAGUGACGUGGAGUUCCACUGCAAGGUGUACAGCGAUGCACAGCCACACAUCCAGUGGCUGAAGCAUGUGGAAGUGAAUGGCAGCAAAGUGGGCCCUGAUGGCACGCCCUACGUCACUGUACUCAAGUCCUGGAUCAGUGAGAAUGUGGAGGCGGACGCACGCCUCCGCCUGGCCAAUGUGUCGGAGCGGGACGGGGGCGAGUACCUCUGUCGAGCCACCAAUUUCAUAGGCGUGGCCGAGAAGGCCUUUUGGCUGCGUGUUCACGGGCCCCAAGCAGCUGAGGAAGAGCUGAUGGAAGCUGAUGAGGCUGGCAGCGUGUAUGCAGGCAUCCUCAGCUAUGGGGUGGGCUUCUUCCUCUUCAUCCUGGUGGUGGCAGCUGUGACACUUUGCCGCCUUCGCAGUCCCCCAAAGAAGGGCCUGGGCUCACCCACCGUGCACAAGGUCUCUCGCUUCCCGCUUAAGCGACAGGUAUCCUUGGAGUCCAACUCCUCUAUGAACUCCAACACACCCCUGGUCCGCAUUGCCCGGCUGUCCUCAGGAGAAGGUCCUGUUCUGGCCAAUGUUUCUGAACUUGAGCUGCCUGCCGACCCCAAGUGGGAGCUAUCCAGGACCCGGCUGACACUCGGUAAGCCUCUUGGAGAAGGCUGCUUUGGCCAGGUUGUCAUGGCAGAAGCUAUUGGCAUUGACAAGGACCGCACUGCCAAGCCUGUCACUGUGGCUGUGAAGAUGCUGAAAGAUGAUGCCACUGACAAGGACCUGUCGGACCUGGUGUCUGAGAUGGAGAUGAUGAAAAUGAUUGGCAAGCACAAGAACAUCAUCAACCUGCUGGGGGCCUGUACCCAGGGUGGGCCCCUGUAUGUGCUGGUGGAGUAUGCAGCCAAGGGCAACCUACGGGAGUUCCUGCGGGCACGGCGGCCUCCAGGCAUGGACUACUCCUUUGAUGCCUGCAGGCUGCCAGAAGAGCAGCUUACUUGCAAGGAUCUAGUGUCUUGUGCCUACCAGGUGGCACGGGGCAUGGAAUACCUGGCUUCCCAGAAGUGCAUUCACAGAGACUUGGCUGCCCGAAACGUCCUGGUGACCGAGGACAAUGUGAUGAAGAUUGCAGACUUUGGCCUGGCCCGUGAUGUGCACAACCUAGACUACUACAAGAAGACCACAAAUGGUCGACUACCUGUGAAGUGGAUGGCACCAGAGGCCCUGUUUGACAGAGUCUACACCCACCAGAGUGAUGUCUGGUCCUUUGGGGUCCUUCUCUGGGAGAUCUUUACACUGGGAGGCUCACCGUAUCCUGGCAUCCCAGUGGAAGAGCUUUUCAAGCUGUUGAAAGAGGGCCACCGCAUGGACAAGCCAGCCAACUGCACACAUGACCUGUACAUGAUCAUGCGGGAAUGUUGGCACGCAGUGCCUUCACAGAGGCCCACCUUCAAGCAGCUGGUAGAAGAUUUGGACCGCAUCCUUACUGUGACGUCAACGGAUGAAUACCUGGAUCUAUCGGUGCCUUUUGAGCAGUACUCGCCAGGUGGCCAGGACACUCCUAGCUCCAGCUCUUCGGGGGAUGACUCUGUGUUCACCCAUGACUUGCUGCCCCCAGGUCCACCCAGUAAUGGGGGACCUCGGACAUGAGGGGCCAAGAGUCCUACAGACCAAGCCCAAGCCAAUGUUUACGCGGAGCCUAGCCCGCCCUGCUACUGCUGGUGUGCCAUGGACCCCAGCCAGCCCAGUGUGAUGGGCCAACAGUAGACAGGACUUCCUGUGUGUGUGUGUGUGUGUGUGUGUGUGUGUGUGUGUGUGUCCUUGGCUCCUGGCUGCAGAGGCCCCCUGGGAACAUGCACUGCUGUAUAGCGGUCUCCUGACUGGCCAGGGUCAGGAGCACCAAAUGUAGAAUGUAAGAGGGCCCAGCCUGUGCAACCCUGGGGUUCUGGCUCCCUCAUUCCCCACUGCCACCUCGCAGGGACCAUUGCAGAGAGGAUCUACUCCGUGUCCAGGGUGGACCUCGGCCUUUCUGGUGCCCAAAGCUGAGCCUGCAGGGAAGCUGUGCCCUAGGUGGCAAGCCUCUCUGCUACAUGGCACCUUGUGCUGGGGGUGAGUCACAAUUCUCCACCUCCAGGCCUUUCACUUCUCACUCUGCCCCUCAGACUGAAAUUACGGGUACCUGAAGGUGGGAGCCAUAACUUCUAUCAGAAAGGUUUAUUCCAGAAGCAAAUGUACAUUUAUAUAAAUAGAUGUCCUGUAUGAUAUAUAUUAUAUACAUACAUAUAUAUAAAAUAAUAUCUAUAUGGAGGCAGGCAAAGCUGAGGUCCAGAGGAGC